AUAUAUAUUUUAGUUGGGUUCCCAGCCUUCGACUAACUCGCCCGUUCAUCACUUCGUCAGUCCUCCUCCUCCUCAUCACUUCGAUUACGCUCCCAGCCUCCUCCUCAUCACUUCGAUUGCAGCUCUAGCCUCUGGGAGUUCGAUUCUUCGACUGCGCUCCAACCCCAGUUCGUCACUUCGUCUAAUCCGACCCUCGGGCCUCGGCUCUCGAAUCCUCCAGUCCUCCUCCUCUUCUAAACUUUUGCAAAUCUGCAGCUCUGGCCUCUGGGCUUUGGAAUUCUCGGCUUCUCCAAGACAUCAACAUCAAUUUGGGGCAAUGAUUCAAUGGUGUUGAUCCGAGCUCAUAUAAGUGGUGGCAUUUCUUCUUUAGCGUCUGCUUAUAUCGUUAUCGCCAAGAGAUCACAAGGUCCUAAAUUUUUGCAUCAAUUGCGAACAUCAGCACUUCCACCAAACCACUUGCGAGCAUCUGCUGAAAAGGUUUCUAGGAUUGUAAAGCCUUUGGAUAAACCUACAACACCUGCAUGUCUAUUGCGAUCUUCAACUGAAAAGGUUUCUAAGGUUAUAAAGCCUUUAGUUAAACCUACAACACUUUCAAGCCCAUUGCGGUUAUCUCCUAGAAAGCAUUCAAAGACACAGCCUUCCACAAAUAAAUUAACACAUCCUCGUCGACCUGCUAUGCAGUCAUCAAGGACUCCAUCUCCUCCUUCUUCUCCACAUGUUAUGAGAUCGUCUCCACUUUCCCCUUCACCUCCACAUAUGCGCAGAGUCUUAUCAACCUCUAAUCAGCACACAUCAACUCCAAGUGCGCAUGAAGAGAUAGCUGAAUCUUCUCAAGUUGCUCAUCCUCCUACCUUAGAAGAGAACAUUGGUACAGCCCAGAAGAAACGACGUGGUGAGACUCGAGGUCUUGGGACAGCCAAGAAGAAAUGUUGUAGUAAUCCAAUAGAGAUUGAUAUUCCAGAGCAUGUAAAACGAGCCGUAGGAGCGAAUUGCCAGUCUUACAUCACAGAGAUAGGCUGCAUUGUUAGGCAAAAUGCUCCAUUACAAGUUAAGCAUUGGAGUGGAAUUAGCAAGGAUGAUGUUGCUUUGAUGGUUCGUCUUGUCCAUGAGAAAUUCAAAUUGGAGAAUGAACCACACGUGAAUGAGGCUAUUGAGGCAGACAUGAAAAGAAGAUAUAGCACUUGGCGAUACAAUUUGCAUAAGACAUUUUUGCAAUAUGAAUCAGUGGAGGAGGCACUUGAGAAUAGACCUGAAAAUGUGGGAGAAGAUGACUGGAAUUUUCUCAUCAAUUGGUGGCACGAUGAUCAGUGGCUGGAAUUGAGCGGAAAUAAUAAGAAAAAUAGAGAUAAGCUAACAAUAACUCAUUGUGCUGGGACAAAAGCAUUCAGUCGCAUUAGAUAUGAAAAUCAAAAUCCUGAGACUGGAGAGGAGCUGAGCCGCAUUGAUAUGUUCAAGCUGACAAGAUUUAGGGAAAACAAGAAAACAUGGGUCGGGGAUGUCGCGGAACAUGCUUAUGAGGCUACACGGAGGGCAGAUGAGGCAGAAAGAAGAUCUACCCAACUUGCAGAGGAGUUGGAGGCAAUGAAGGCUAGUGCAGCUCAACAAAAUGAAGAAUUAGAGGCAGUGAAGGCUAGUGCAGCUCAACAAAAUGAACAGUUAGAAGCAGUUAAAGCAAAGCAGAAUGAGACGGACGCUCUUUUGAAAAAAUUGCUGGAACAAUUUUCCUCUAGGAAAUAAAGAUUUGUGAAGAGCGGUCCAAGGUCUGAGUUUGAAGCAAUAUAUCUUUUGACUUCGUAUUAGGAUAAUAGCUUUUGGAAUGACUUAAGCAGUACAUCUCUCAACUUGGUUAGCUUUUGGAAAUACAUCAUUAUCUAUAUAACUGACUUUGGAUUUAAAGUUCAAUAGUUUAUGAGGGGGAUGAGAAACAUAUUUUACUGGAGAUUAUUGCUAAUGUUAUUUAGUAUUAUUAUAUAAAUUUUAAUAUGUUAUGUUGAUCACCAUUGAAAUAAAAUCUCACCCAAAUUUUGUAAAAAACAAUUUAGCAGCAAAUUUUUGUAUCUAAUGAUGAA
Molecule: messenger RNA, 2069 nt
Organism: Rosa chinensis
Lineage: Eukaryota; Viridiplantae; Streptophyta; Magnoliopsida; Rosales; Rosaceae
Exons: 9
Coding region: 325-1737 (470 amino acids)
Source: RefSeq, a predicted model, not a curated record